Molecule: messenger RNA, 3624 nt
Organism: Phasianus colchicus (ring-necked pheasant)
Lineage: Eukaryota; Metazoa; Chordata; Aves; Galliformes; Phasianidae
Source: RefSeq, a predicted model, not a curated record
UCCCUGAGCUCCCCAGCUCCAUCUCUGCUGUGCCUGAGCUGGUGGCAGUGGUGCCCUCGGAGUGUUCUCCUGCUGGGGGGCCGGAGGCCGGCUCUGUAAUGGAUCCUCACCAGGUGGUUACCGUUUAGAGGCUUUGAUCUCCUGCUGCUUGAUUUUUUUUUUCCAACCCCUCGAUUGAAUUUCUCUCGUGUAACCGAGCUCCACUGAUAUAUUCUGGCCAUAUAUAAUGGAUGGAGGUUGAGUGAGGAAACAAAAACAGCGCUGAAUAUCGGGAGCAGCCAUGCGGCUCCUGCAGUCGGACCCCCUCCCUGCCACUGCCCCACAGCUGUGUGCAGUUGGGCACAGGGUGCCUGCACUCACAUCCAGCCCUGACCCGUCGUUGGAUUGUGCAUCGCUUGACCUGGAGGUUGGUGCAGUGGAUACGUCAGGACGGUGGGUGCCAGGCUCCAUCCCUCCUCCAUCACCACAUCAUCCUAUUGAUGCUAAAGCCCGUCAAGGCUGUGCCAGCCCUGCUGUAUCGGCCGCAUCUUUGGCUCCUGCAAGGCGGGUGGUGAGCCGGCGGCUGAUGCCGGCCAGCACAUUUGCUUCACUAAUGAGGCUCCUUCUUUUCAAGGGCUUUGAGAUAACAACCCGUGGUGUGAACAGCAGCACUAGGAUCCAGUUGCUUGUUUUUUGCCCAGGACGGGGUGUGGGUAGCACAGUGUUCCUGGCUCCAUGUUCCUGGGGGGCCGCUGUGUCCCCUAUUCCCCCUGGCUCCAUGCAGGUGAGAAGCACCACGCUCUGCUGGAGGGGCACCCUUGGAUGAGCCUGCACCACUGAGCCCCAUCUCCUGCUGCAGCUCUGUGAGCACUGCCUGUGGCAGCGAGCCCUGAGGUGAGUGAGUGCUGGGAGAGGGGUUGGGGAAAAAGAAGGGCUGGCAGUGGAGGGGGGCACAGCCCCACGUGGCUAUGGAUAGGAGGGGUCCUGUCUCCGUGGGCAUCGUGGGUGUCCCCCAGGAUGUCCACCCACACAGACCCUCUGUGCCCUGGGGCAGCUGUUGUCCCUGCAGUUCAGCCCGAGGCAGGCAUGGGAACACUGCCCAAGCAGAUCAGAAAAGUGUCUGCAGCGGGGCCACUGUUGGGCAGGCGAGAAGGGAGCCAGGAAAGGUCUUUCCCAGCCCCCUGUGCCUCGGCCGUAUGCAGGGUCAGGUUGGGUUGCAAAGCCUGGACAUGCAGAAAUGCAGGGCUGCUGCUGGGGUGGGACUGUGCUGCUCUGCAAAGAGCCCUCCUGAGCACAGCAGUGCUGUGUGCCAUCACAGCUACCCCAGGCCCAGGUCCCCUUCUCUGCCCUCCCCAGGGCUGCCAGUGAAGGUGUCUGUUGUGCCCAGGAGCAGAGCACCCAGCCAGGGCCAUGCUGCAGUGUGGGCUGCAGGAGCUGCAGGUCAUCCCUGCGGGUAGAUAGGCACCAGGAGUGCAGGGCUGUGUCAACAGAUGCGCUCACAGCUUUUCCUGGUUCUCCUCAUCUAGCUGUAAGUGCUUUGCCUAGGAUAAAUGUCUGAACGCAUUUCUCUGCCCUCACACCUGUGCUGGUUCUGUGUCCCUCCCAGCAGAGCAGGGAUGCAGACUCCUCUUCCAUCCCACAACACGUCCUCGUGCUCCUGUCCCCACAAGGUCCCAGACCCGAGGGUGAUGCAGCCCAAGGAGCCACCGCUGCCCGAGCUGAAGCUCCGCCGACCUGUACAGCGGGGCAGGAUCCCGGCGCCCUUCAUGGACCCGGUACGUCACCGCACCGCUCCGCCAUCCCGCGCUCGUGUCCCUGCCCUUCCCCUUUGCACCAGGCAGGCCCGGGGGAACCGUGCUGCUGCACAGGGCAUGGCGGCAGAGCCGGCAGCACCCUGGAAAGACCCCCACGGCACCACCACCACGGUGGACCCUCUGGACGUGGACGCCUUGGUGCCCACGCACGAUGAGCGGGGCCGCGCCAUCCCUGAGUGGAAGCGGCAGGUGAUGGUGCGGCGGCUGCGGGCACGGCUGGCGGAUGAGGCGCCCACGUGUGAUCAGGUAGGGCCGGGCUGUGGGUGGGACACGGCUGGGUCCUGUGUGUCGCUGCAUCCUGAUGGCUUCCUGCCACAGGAGCCGGGCGCCUGGCGUUUCUCACCGUCCCAUGAGGCCGUGCUGGGGCCCUUUGGUGAGCUGCUGACUGAGGCCGACCUACAGCAGCUGGAGCGGGCGGUGGAGAGCCUGCGGCUGCGGCGCCGAGGAGAGGCCUACCAGGACGAGCUGCAGCGCCUGGCCCAAGAGCUGCGCGCCUUGCUGCCCUCCCCACUGCUCAGCAUCACUGUCCACAGCCCUCCUCCUGCCCCAGGGCAGCCCUUGCCGCUCUGGUGUGGCCGCCUGGCCGGCGUGGUGGGCAGCCUGGAAGCGCUGUUGGCCAAGGCUGAGGGGUUUCGUGGCAGCCCCACGCCCGCCCUGCCGCCCGCCCCGCUCCCCGCAGCCCUGCGGACGCCAUCAGGCAGUGUGGCACAGCGGGAGAUCCGGCAGUGCGGGGUGAGCGUGAGCAGCCUGCGCGGGGCCUUCGAGCGGCAUGGCGGCGGGGAGAGCGAGACCGCAGCGGUGGUGGAGGCCGCCAGCGACUCGGGGAUCAGCUGCGAAGAAGCGCUGUCAGAAGGCAGCGGCUCACCGGUGCCCGAGUCGGCCGGGCUGCGCAAGGAGCGCAUCGUGCUGCUCUUCCUCAGCCAUUGGAAGCGCUCGGCCGGAGGCCUCAACGCUUGGGCUGCGGCCUGCCGGGCGCUGCAGGCCCAGAGGGAGAGAGCGGGCGCUCCGGGUGAGGAGCAGGCGGGCAGGAGGGGCCGCCUGUCGCGGCAGUGCAGCGCCAUCCAGCAGCUCCUGGGCAGCUGGAGGGACGUGGCCGCCUGCCCCCCGCCACCGCUGCCCCCCACCGCGGGCGGCCCCCGCGCCCCGCUGUCCCCCGAGCAGUUCGUGCGGCGCGCGGACGGGACGCCGGCCGACUACGACAGCCUGACGCUGGAGCUCUUCAUGCUGGGCUACUUUCGCAUCCUGGAGCGGGAGCUGCCCCCCGAGGAGCGCCGCGGCCGCCACCUGCUCUGCUUCGAGGUGUUCGACCACCUGGGCCGGCACGGCUGGGACACAGCGCGCGCCUUCCACCGCGCCGUCACCGAUGAGAUCGCGGCCGGCCGGCGGGGCUGGGGGGACGGCUUCGAGGACAUCAAGGAGCGCUUCUUCGGCACUGCCAAGGGCUCGGCCUGGAGAGCGGGGGGAGCGGGGGGCAGCCCCCCGCAGAGCGCGUCCCGCCACGGGCGCAGCAGCCAGGAGGAGAUCUGCAGGUGCAUCGACCGCAGCUUCGCCUUCUGGAAGGAGAAGGAGGCCGAGAUCUUCAGCUUCGAGGAGUGACGCCUCACGACGCCCGUGGACGCCCUCUGUGCUUCUCCAAGGGCCUCAAUAAAAGCGUUUCAGUUUUGUCUCAAAAAAAAACUUCGGGAUGUUUUGCAGUGAUGGAGGAUGCCCUGCUGAGUGCCCCGGUGCCGUGGAGGCCCGGCUGCUCGGUGCCGGCUGCGCUGUGUCUGCUGCCACCCGCUGCGCUCCACCUCGGGGCUGAGAUACGAGCCUAUAUUUAACAGCCGGCCCC